UGUGAUUUGGCGAAAACUAUCGAUAGUUCGAUAGGAAUAUCUUGCAUUUACUUUGAAUCAAAAACACCCAAGUUAGUCGCGUUUCACCCAGUAUUUUAACUUCAAAACGCAAGACGCGCGGUUGUGUCUGCUCUCGGUGCGGCAUCUAGACAUCUAGGCAUCUAGUGGCGGAAAAUUAAAUAAUAGAAGCUCGCUCGGCUCGCAUGCAAUUUUCAUUUGAGCGAAAAUUGCCUGAAAUUGUCUGAAAGAGAGCUGAAGAAAUUAAACCACAAAUUAAAUACAACAUUCCAUUCCAAAAUAUUUAAUAAAAAAAAUAAAUAAACAAUAAAAUAUAACGACGAGGAGGAGCAACAUGUGGCGGCAGACAGCGAUGCUGGCCGCGUUAUUAGUGGCUGCCCUCUUGGGCAGUGCAACGGCAGGAACAACCAACUCUCCACCUCGAAUUAUUAAGCAACCGGCACCCGGAGAUCUUUUAUUCAAAGUAGCACAACCGAAUAAGGAGAGCGACAAUCCGUUUAUCAUCGAAUGCGAGGCUGACGGACAACCAGAACCAGAGUACAGCUGGAUCAAGAACGGCAAGAAGUUUAACUGGCAGGCCUACGACAACCGGAUGCUCCAACAGCCCGGACGCGGCUCCCUGGUGAUCACCUCGCCCCGGGAUGAGGACCGUGGCCACUACCAGUGCUUCGCCUCCAACGAGUUCGGAACGGCCACCUCGAACUCCGUCUACGUCCGGAAGGCGGAACUGAACGCGUUCAAGGACGAGAACUCCAAGACCCUGGAGGCGGUCGAGGGCGAGCCCUACAUGCUGAAGUGCGCGGCGCCCGACGGCUUCCCCAGCCCCACCGUCAACUGGAUGAUCCAGGAGGUUAGCGACGCCUCCAUCAAGUCCAUCAACAACUCCCGCAUGACCCUCGACCCGGAGGGCAACCUCUGGUUCUCCAACGUGACCCGCGAAGAUGCCAGCGCCGACUUCUACUACGCCUGCUCGGCCACGUCAGUGUUCCGGAGCGAAUACAAGAUCGGCAACAAGGUCCUCCUCGACGUCAAGCAGAUGGGCGUGAGCGCCUCCCAGAACCGUCAUCCACCAGUCCGCCAGUACGUGUCCCGUCGCCAGUCCCUGGCCCUGCGCGGCAAGCGGAUGGAACUGUUCUGCAUCUACGGCGGCACCCCCCUGCCCCAGACCGUGUGGAGCAAGGACGGCCAACGGAUACAGUGGAGCGAUCGAAUCACCCAGGGCCACUACGGCAAGUCCCUGGUCAUCCGACAGACGAACUUCGACGAUGCCGGCACCUACACCUGUGACGUGUCCAACGGCGUGGGCAAUGCCCAGUCCUUCUCCAUCAUCCUGGAGGUCAACUCGGUGCCGUACUUCACCAAGGAGCCGGAGAUCAAGGUGGCCGCUGAGGACGAGGAGGUGACCUUCGAGUGUCGUGCCGCUGGUGUACCGGAGCCCAAGAUCAGCUGGAUCCACAACGGCAAGCCCAUCGAGCAGAGCACCCCGAAUCCCAGACGGACCGUUACGGACAACACGAUCACCAUCAUCAACCUGGUGAAGGGCGACACUGGCAACUACGGAUGCAACGCCACCAACUCCCUGGGCUAUGUCUACAGGGAUGUGUAUCUGAAUGUCCAGGCCCUGCCGCCAGAGAUCCGGGAGAAGCCGACCGACAAGUCCAGCGUGGACGGACGCAACGUGACCAUGACCUGCCGCGUCGAGGGCGCUCCCAAGCCCCUGGUCAAGUGGCUGAGGGGCAGCAACUGGCUGACCGGAGGACGCUACAACGUCCAGGCCAAUGGAGAUCUGGAGAUCCAGGAUGUCACCUUCUCGGAUGCCGGAAAGUACACGUGUUAUGCGGAGAAUAAGUUCGGGAACAAGUCCGCCGACGGAUCCCUGGUCGUCAAGGAGCACACUCGCAUCACCCAGGAGCCGCAGAACUACGAGGUAGCCGCCGGCCAGUCCGCCACCUUCCGGUGCAACGAGGCCCACGACGACACCCUGGACAUCCAGAUCGAUUGGCGCAAGGAUGGCCAGCCCAUCGACUUCGAGACCCAGCCCCGGUUUGUCCAGACGAACGACAACUCCCUGACGAUUGCCAAGACCAUGGAGCUGGACUCCGGCGAGUACACGUGCGUGGCGAGGACCCGGCUGGAUGAGGCGACCGCCAAGGCCAAUCUGAUUGUCCAGGAUGUGCCGAAUGCGCCCAAGCUGCUGGGCAUCACCUGCCAGGCGGACAAGGCGGAGAUCUCGUGGGAGCCGCAGGGCGACAACCGAUCCCCCAUCCUCCACUACACCAUCCAGUUCAAUACCUCCUUCACGCCCGCCUCCUGGGACGCCGCCUACGAGAAGGUGCCCAACACGGACUUCUCCUUCGUCGUCCAGAUGUCCCCGUGGGCGAACUACACCUUCCGGGUGAUUGCCUUCAACAAGAUCGGACCCUCGCCUCCGUCCGCCCACAGCGAGAGCUGCACCACCCAGCCGGAUGUGCCGUACAAGAAUCCCGACAACGUGGUGGGCCAGGGCCGAGAGCCCAACAACCUGGUCAUCUCGUGGACACCCAUGCCGGAGAUCGAACACAACGCCCCUGGGUUCCAGUAUCGUGUCAACUGGAAACGCGACAUCCCGGCCGCUCCGUGGGAGAACCAGAACAUCUACGACUGGCGACAGAACAACAUCGUGAUCACCGACCAGCCCACCUUCGUCAAGUACCUAAUCAAGGUGGUGGCCAUCAACGAGAAGGGCGAGUCCAAUGUGGCCGCCGAGGAGGUGGUGGGCUACUCCGGCGAGGAUCGUCCUUUGGACGCCCCAACGAACUUCACGAUGCGACAGAUCACGUCCUCCACCAGCGGCUACAUGGCCUGGACGCCCGUCAGCGAGGAGUCGGUGCGCGGCCACUUCAAGGGCUACAAGAUCCAGACCUGGACAGAGAAGGAAGGCGAGGAGGGCCUGCGCGAGAUCCACGUCAAGGGUGAUACCCACAACGCCCUCGUCACCCAAUUCAAGCCCGACUCGAAGAACUUUGCCCGCAUCCUGGCCUACAACGGUCGCUUCAACGGUCCUCCCAGUGCCGUCAUCGAUUUCGAUACUCCCGAAGGUGUUCCAUCGCCGGUCCAGGGUCUGGAUGCCUAUCCGCUGGGCUCCUCCGCCUUUUGGCUCACCUGGAAGAAGCCUCUCUACCCGAACGGCAAGCUCACCGGCUACAAGAUCUACUACGAGGAGGUCCAGGGCAGCUAUGUCGGCGAGCGUCGGGAGUACGAUCCCCAUAUCACCGAUCCGAGGGUCACCAGGAUGAAGAUGGCCGGCCUGAAGCCCAAUUCCAAGUAUCGCAUCUCCAUUACGGCCACCACCAAGAUGGGAGAAGGAUCUGAACACUACAUCGAGAAGCGCACCCUCCAGGAUGUAGCCGCCAUGACGGCACCUGCCACGCCCUCCUUCUCCUGGGAACAGCUGCCCUCCGACAAUGGACUGGCCAAGUUCCGCAUCAACUGGCAACCCAGCACCGAAGGACAUGCGGGCACCCACUUCUUCACCAUGUACAGGAUAAAGGGUGAAACGCAAUGGCUCCGCCUGCCCGAGGAGAAGAACAAGGACUACCAGGAGGUGGCCGGCCUGGAUCCGGAGACCGCCUACGAGUUCCGUGUGGUGUCCGUCGACGGUCACUUCAACACGGAGAGUGCCACGCAGGAGAUCGACACGAACAGUGUCGAGGGACCGACCAUGGUGCGCAGCGAGACGGUGGCCAAUGCCGGCUGGUUCAUUGGCAUGAUGCUGGCCCUGGCCUUCAUCAUCUUCAUCUUCAUCAUUGUGUGCAUCAUCCGGCGCAACCGGGGCGGCAAGUACGACGUCCACGAUCGGGAGCUGGCCAACGGCCGGCGGGACUAUCCCGACGAGGGCGGCUUCCACGAGUACUCGCAACCCUUGGAUAACAAGAGCGCUGGUCGCCAAUCCGUGAGUUCAGCGAACAAGCCCGGCGUGGAGAGCGACACCGAUUCGAUGGCCGAGUACGGUGAUGGCGAUACAGGACAAUUCACCGAGGAUGGGUCCUUCAUUGGACAGUAUGUUCCUGGCAAGCUGCAGCCCCCCGUCAGCCCACAGCCGCUGAACAAUUCCGCCUCGGCGCAUCAGGCGGGCGCUGCCGCCGGAGGAUCUGCCGCCGCAGGAGCUGCUGGAGGAGCAGGAGCCGGAGCCGCAGCCGGCGCUGCCGGAGGAUCAGGAUCUGGAACAGGAGCAGCAGCUGCCAGCAAUGGAGGAGCUGGUUCGGCCAAUGCGGCCGCCGUCGCCACCUACGUCUAAGAGGCGUGGCUGGAAUUAAAAUCCUCCCCCUUGAUUUUUACGCCUCUGAUUUCUUAAUUUUUUAUUCAACAAUACUAAAAAAAAAAAAAAAACAAAUGGAAAAAAUGAAAACUUUGUGUAAUUGUAUGUGUAAAACGAAAACUGCUUUAAGUGUCUGCAAAAAAAGAAAGAAAAUGAUAAUUAUUUGUAAAGUGAAAAAAAGAAUCUCGCAUGAAUUUAAAGCAUAUUAUUUGGCUUUUUUUGGCUUAAAAAAAAAACAAGAAUUAUUCUAGCAAACAGUUGGAAACGCCUUUUCGAAUUAAAAUAAAAAAAAAACAAUUUUUUUUAUAAGCAUAAAAAAAAACCAAAAAUGUAAAACCAAAAAAUGAUGAUGCCUGUUUGUGUAAUAUUUUUUCUUUUUAAUUUUUGUGAACUUUAACCAAAAAUAUAUUUUAGUUUUUAGUGGCACGAGACGAAAGGAGGAAUAGUGAGUUGAAAGGGCGAACUGGGAGAUCGAGUAUUUGAAUAUUAAAAGGGCCACGAAAAAAAAUAUAAACAGAGCAUCAUCCGAUUUUCCAACAAUACUUAAUACAUAUAACUAAGAUUUGUUCAAAGUGUACAAAAUCAGGGCAGCUUCGAUCAAUUGUUGACUGAAUUGCGAAGAUAAUGCCGUGAGAACUCAGGCCUCAGAUCCACACCAUGUGUCUGACGAUUUUUGCCUUGACUAUUUUGCAUAACAAUUAUACACAGAUAAUGAUACAGUACUGCUCGUAAUUGUAUGACUUAAAAACAAACAAACAAACAAAAAUAUAAGUAUAUCGAUGUGUUCAAUUUAGCAGCAAGUCCAAUAAUUCUCAACUUGAAAUCGUUUACUUUUCGCCAAUAAUUAAAAGACUUACAAGGUAGAAGAAAAAAAAUAAGAGAAAAUAUAUAAAAGCUACAGAUUCCUUUCGGCGGCAAUUUUUCGAAUAUAUAUCUCGUAUAUAAGUUUCUGAUUUUCGUCCAUAGUAUAAUGUAAUUUUUCGCGUAUAGUCUUAAAACCAAAAAUAAAAUAAAUAAUAAAAAAACAGUAAACCUUUCAGUUUUGUCCAUUAAUUCGUUAAGUAAAGCAAAUUAGUUAAUUAACAAAAUUAGUUGUAAACCAAAAGGGGAAACGCCCUCGAAUACCUAUUUAAUGCAGUAAUAUUGUUCCAUAUAUAGUACUCCCCGAUAUUAAGAGCCUCUUAUUUGUAUGAAGAAUGUUGAAACCACUUUUUAUCCAGAUAUCUGUAAUAAUAUUUAAACAAUGUAUACAUAUUUUUUUUUUAAACUAAAACACACAAAGUGGCAUUAGAAUCUAAAAAAAAAAAAUGAAAACCAAACACAAUAAAGUAAAUUAUAUAAAAAACACAAAAAAACGAUCAAAACCAUUUCAUUUUCGAAUUGAAAACUUUGCCGCUUUCGAAACCCCGAAUUUGGAAAACCCUUUUUUCAAAGUUCCAUUGUUUUUGAGUUAUAUUUUGUUUGCGAAUUAGGCUGUAUGAUGUGUACAUUAGAUGGAUAUAUAAGCUUAUAAUUAUUUGGACAUACAUACAGGGUUGCUUAGUAAAAUUUUGCAUUAGAUUUAAAAAUAAAAAAAAAGCAUAAAGUAAAAAAAAAGAGGGAAAGAUCUAAGGAAGAUGUGUAAUUUGAUGAUCCAUAUUUUGUGCACUGCGUUCUGUUUGUUGUUAUUUCAAUUAGCUAUAUAUAUGUAACGAACUAUAAAGAACCCCGGCUGAGCAUAGUUUUCAAUCGAAUCGACAACCAAAUACCCUUUAAAUUAACACCGAAAGAAAUUAUUGGGAGACAACACAAAUACCGAACGAUCCACACACACAAUUCACCUGCACCACGCAUAUCCCAACGAUUGACAUAAAAAAAGGAUGAAUGUAAUAAGGCAAGAAAGUAAAUAAAGAAAGUAAUUAAAGAAAGUAGGAGAAAGGAAGUGGCUAAGAGAAAGUGAAAGAGAACCCGCAAGGACAACAACAAACUACUACAUAAAACAAUACACAGAGAAAAAAAAACAAAACAAAAUAUGCUAUACAACGUAUAUAUGGAUAUAUAAUAUAUAUUUACAUGUAUAGAGGACAACGAUCUAAAUCUAAUGUUCACGACAAAGCGAUAUAUAUAUAUAUAUACAAAAAAAAAACAUAUAGAGAGAUGUAUAAGAUUUUGCAUAGAUAUUGUGAUUUCCAAAAAAAAAAACGAUGAAAACUCAAAAUAGUCAAUAACAAGCCCCAAAAAGGAAACAAUUAAACUAAACUAAUAUUUCCUCUUUUUUCGAAUAUAAAAAAAACUUAAAGUGUUCAUCAGUGGAAUUAUCGAAUAUGAUCGAAAUUAAUCGUUCGGUUUUCGAUAGCAGAGGAAAUGAGAACCACAACAACAACAAUUGCACUGCCUGUGUCGGGUUCUAUUUUACAUUAACAUUUACAUAGACAUUUACACAAAAAAUAUUUAUAUGCUGCUUCAAAAAUUUCGUAAACAAUAAAAAUCAAAAAAUAAAAAAAGCAAAACGACAUCAAAUGCAUACAUUUUUUCAAUUAAAAAUAAAGGUAAUUUGCACAAUACUGUGAUUCCUAAAUGAAAAUAUAA
This is a messenger RNA of Drosophila ananassae, 6883 nucleotides long. Its product is annotated as neuroglian. Gene Ontology annotation, biological process: brain development; cell-cell adhesion. Bases 353 to 4294 code for a protein of 1313 amino acids. Lineage: Eukaryota; Metazoa; Arthropoda; Insecta; Diptera; Drosophilidae. The record is from RefSeq and is a predicted model, not a curated record. Gene Ontology annotation, molecular function: cell-cell adhesion mediator activity. The transcript has 8 exons.